This is a messenger RNA of Prorocentrum cordatum, 529 nucleotides long. The record is from the annotation of a GenBank genome assembly. NCBI's taxonomy places the organism in Eukaryota, Dinophyceae, Prorocentrales, Prorocentraceae.
GCGGCAGAGCCGCCCGCUCUGGACCGGGUCCUGGCCACACUGCGCGAGGCCUACGUGCCCGUCGACCCGCCGCCCUGGGUGCGCGCGCGCCUCCGUGUGCUGCACGAGGAGACCCGCCAGUGCUCGGGCUGCCAGGCUUCUGGCCCGCCGAGCUGUGCGACGAGCUCGUGCGCGCAGCGCUCGCGACGGGCACCAUGGUGGAGUCCCGCUGCACGGCCGACGGCGAGCGGCUGAGCGGCAUCCGCACGAGCAGCAGCCUCGUCCUCAAGCCCCACGCGUUGGCGCGGGUGGGCGCCGGGGAGCUCCCGAGGCGGCUGCACCGCGACCUCCGCGGGGUGCUCGGCAUCGGGGGCGGCGCCGGGCUGCCAGAGCUCACGGGGGAGUACCCGCAGGUCGCGAGGUACGAGCGCGGGCAGUAUUUCCAGGCGCACGAGGACGCUUUCCCCAUGGGCCAGGCGUUGCGGUCGAACUACCAGCGCAGGGUCACGUUGCUUGUCUACCUCAACGACGUCGGCGAGGGCGGCGAAAC